Messenger RNA from Anthonomus grandis grandis, 1320 nucleotides. Its product is annotated as syntaxin-12. Gene Ontology annotation, biological process: intracellular protein transport; vesicle-mediated transport; vesicle fusion. NCBI's taxonomy places the organism in Eukaryota, Metazoa, Arthropoda, Insecta, Coleoptera, Curculionidae. Bases 349 to 1170 code for a protein of 273 amino acids. Gene Ontology annotation, molecular function: SNARE binding; SNAP receptor activity. Gene Ontology annotation, cellular component: endomembrane system; membrane; SNARE complex. The transcript is spliced from 4 exons. The record is from RefSeq and is a predicted model, not a curated record.
GCUUAUUUUAUUAAUAAUUAAAUGUUUUAUUAAUGCCACUUAGCUUUCUACUACAAAUAACCAUAUAUACCAAAUAUAAUCUAAAUUGUCUAUUCCGAAUGGUUUUUAUAAAUAUAUAGCCUUUGCUACAAACAACACUCACUACCGUAACUGUCUGUUCACCUCAUGAAGAGAAGAAGUGAAGAAGAAGAAGAAGAAACCAAAAAACCAGCUGAUUGUCAAAACAAAGUAAAAAAAUAAACAAAAAGAACCAACUUUUAGGGAGUGUUGUCUAUUAAUCAUCUUCAGAUUCUUCAUUAAUACCGUACCAGAAAUAGAACACCGAAAUUUAAACGUACCAGCACCACAAUGAUGAGUCGUAAACCCAAUUAUGGGUCAAUCACAGACCCAGAGGUGGGCUACAGCGGCUUACCUCCCAACAGUGAGACAUACACCGAAUUUAACAGUUUAUGUGACGAUAUUGCCACAAACCUGUACACUAUCAAUUCAAGUAUUAAUAUUCUCCAAGAAAACUUGAAGCUCAUCGGAUCAGCCAGGGAUAAUGUAGGAAUAAGGAAUAAAAUACAUAUUACUCAACUCAGUGCCAACCAAGUCGCUUCCCGGUGUACAAAAGAUAUAAGCAAACUGAAGCUGAAAUUGAGUACAAAAGCACUGAAAAAUGAUAAGCAGAGGAAGCUGCAAGCCGAUAAGCUCGAUGAAGACUUUAGGGAUACUGUUAACAAGUAUUAUGCAUUGCAGAAGCAACUGGCAGAUAAACAGAAAGCAAACCUUUUACUCACACAAACGGUGGAGCACACACCCUCGGACGAUGAUGACCAGGAAAAUGACGCUCAACAAAAACAAUCCCAACUCACCAGAGAACUUCAGUUCGAACAAGAACUGAUGCUGGAAAGGGAGGAACGUAUUAAGCAAAUCGAAUCCGAUAUGCUCGAUAUUAACCAGAUUAUGAGGGAGUUGGGAGCUGUGGUACACGAACAAGGAGAUACUAUAGCGACGAUCGAGAGCCAAAUAGACCAUGCGGCCGGAAGCGUGACAGAAGGGGCGGGACAGUUAAAAAGUGCGGCCGGAUACCAAAAUAAAUAUCGAAAAAAGUUACUUGUUUUAGUUAUUAUCGCCACAAUUAUCGCCGUUAUAUUGAUUUCUGUAUUAGUAACUCAGUUGAAGAAGUAAGUUCAUCUGACAUUCAUAUUAAUAUUAUUAGUAUUAUAAUCUCUAUUGUAAAACCCUAAAAUAAGCCGUUUAUUAAGUUUUAUAAUAUUUUAUUAUGCAAGAUUUGUAAUGUUUGAAUCUGACAAUAUAUAUAAACAAUCAAUACGUUAA